AUGCCUCUACUACACCUCCCAAAUGAGAUUUUGGUCAAAAUCGCCCGUGGACUCUGGGAAGAGAACGAUCUGAACGCGUUUGUUCGCGUUAGCCGACACCUCUAUACACUUCUCAAUGCCUACUUAUAUGCACAUAAUCUUCGCCGAUUUGUAAACAACAAUUUUGAUAUUGGCAGAGCCGCUCUUCUUCGGGCUAUCAUCCAUCGUGGGCCUGAAGCGACAUACAAAUUAGCCCUCGAGGCAGAGAGAAAUUUAUCUCCUAGCAGCUACCCUUGUCCUAGUGAUUGCGCCUUGAAACUUGCGAUGAUACUCGAACGAGCAGAUGCUCUUACGCUUUUAUUUGAGAAUUGCGACUAUCAUCAUGCGGACAGGACGGCCAUUCUUAAAGCAGCUCGUAUUGGAAACGUUGACGUUUUCCGUACCAUGAUCGAGUCCGGGUGUUUUGAACCUAGUUAUACAGAUGACAAUGGUAUGACCUCCAUCAUGGAGGUGGCAAUUCUUGACCAUGUUGAGAUUGCUCGAUACCUGCUUGGUUUUGAAGAAGUCGAUCUUAAUGUCAGAUGGGACGGAGGGUUCACACCCUUAUAUAUGGCCGCGCAGGCCGGACAUGUCGAGAUGGUCAAGCUGUUAGUCGCCACUGGAAAGAUUGACGUGAACGCCGAAAAUGACUAUGGCACUACAGCACUCAGCGCGGCGGUCAGGGCAGACCAACUAGAGUGCGUGCGGGCACUUCUGGAAGAUGACUCGCUUGAUCCUAAUGCGGGAGACUUUGAUCAGAUGAGCCCAUUGCAGGAUGCGGCUGUAUCUUGGAGACUGGAAAUGGUCAAUUUACUACUCGAGGGGGGCGCUGACGUUAAUUUCGCAGAAAACGGUACUACGGCUCUGGAAUGUGCUGUACAGGGCGGCAAUUAUGAUAUUGUGACCACCCUUCUCGGCGUUCAAGGCAUUUUGGUAAAUAGCGAGAUUCACCCUUACUUUACUCAAUCCUGGUUCCUGGGUGCAGUAACCGGUGGAUAUGUUUCUAUUGUUGAGACUGUCCUCGCUCACGCAGACAUCGAUGCAAACGCUAAAGAUGCUGCGGGGAAUCCGCCCUUGAUUGUCGGUAUCAUUGAAGGACAGACCGAAACCGUCUUUGCCCUUCUGGCUAGCGGUAAGGUUGACGUCAAUUUGGCAGGAUCUUCUGGGCUUACUCCUCUACAUGUGGCAAUAGACUCGGGGUACGCUGAUAUCGUUAGUCGGUUGCUAUCUGCCGACGGCAUAGAACCAAAUUUGAGGGAUGAUUUGGAUAGGACGCCAUUGGUACUGGCUGUUGGCAGACAAGAUCAUGAGAUUUUGGUAAUGCUCUUGGAAGUGGAAGAAGUUCUUUAUCAUGCGAUAUUCGGAUAG
Molecule: messenger RNA, 1386 nt
Organism: Clonostachys solani
Lineage: Eukaryota; Fungi; Ascomycota; Sordariomycetes; Hypocreales; Bionectriaceae
Source: the annotation of a GenBank genome assembly